Molecule: messenger RNA, 5915 nt
Organism: Nothoprocta perdicaria
Lineage: Eukaryota; Metazoa; Chordata; Aves; Tinamiformes; Tinamidae
Gene: CEP152
Product: centrosomal protein 152
Exons: 27
Coding region: 34-5487 (1817 amino acids)
Biological process (GO): centriole replication
Cellular component (GO): centrosome
Source: RefSeq, a predicted model, not a curated record
CUGGAUACUGAAGACCAUUAUCAUUAGAAAACAAUGUCCAUUGAUUUUGAUAGUGGAGCUCUACAAACUCAACAUGAAGAGGAAGAGUAUGACCAAGAGGAUUAUGCAAGAGAACAAGAGUUGCAACAACUAUUGACAGACCUUCCCCAUGAUAUGCUGGAAGACAGUGGAGACCAACUCUCCAGCUAUUCAGACAGUAGCAUUCAUGAGAAUGAGGAGCAAUCACAUGAGCCCUGGGAGCAUGAUGGAAGAUGGAAUGAUCAUCCAUUGAUUAGUGAUUGUCAGAAUGGUUAUGAACAAGGACAAAAUCUGUUUUCUGAGCAAUUGUUGCAUGAACAGCAAAAUAACCACAUUGAAAACCAUUCAGAGAAUUGGAAUGGCUUACCUAAUGAAGAAAAAUGUUUGUACGAAGUUAAGGAAGAUUACUGUGGCCAAAACAGUCAAGAGGAUUCUGGAGAUGUGUAUCUUGGUAGAGAUGGGUAUAGUCCUGGUCCAAGCUGCUACCAACAGAGCAAUGUAUAUCAUCUUCCAGAAAACUUUAGGCCAUAUAUGGAUGGCCAUAAGCCAGAAAUUAAUAGUCAGCAAAGUAAAAUAGUAAUUUUCCCGGACACUUCAAAGGACCAUCUUAAGCAGUUUGGUGCGUCUGGAGUUGUUAGUGGCAAGUCUGUAGAAUCUUACAAAGUGACAUAUAAACCAUACCAAAAUGGCAUUCAGCAAAAAGUUCCAGUAACCCAAGAAGAAACUAGAAGAAAUGAAGUCUUUGAGGAUUUGCAGCAUGAAUUUCUGGGUGGUAGUGAAAAUUCUUCAGAGAACAUGCGGGUUCUUCAGCUUCAAGUUCUGAAUAAAGCAAGAGAAAGACAACUGGAAGAACUUAAUGAAAAGCUAGAAGAGAGUGCACAGCAGAUUAGGUAUUUGAAUCAUCAGCUUUCAAUGAUCACAGAUGAGAAGGAUGGUUUGGCUGUUAGUCUUCAUGAGGCUCAAAAACUCUAUCAGAAUGGAAAAGACCGGGAAGUGCAUCUUGAAGGUCAAGUUAAAGCACUUGAAACCCAAAUUCAGACUCUUACUGCCAAUGAGGAGCAGCUAUUGAAGCAGUCCAAAGUGGCAGAGGUAGCCAUGGAAAGCAUGAAGAAGCAGCUGUUAGAACUUCAGCGGUCAGAUGCCCUUCAGCGAGCCAGAGAGCAGCACGAGACUGUUAUUUCAGCCCUCAAGCAAAAGUAUGAAAAGCAAGUAUUAGCAUUAGAGCAGAAACUUGAUACUACAAGCUCUGCACUCCGAGAACAGAAAGAGCUUUGCAGUCACCUAGGAGAGCAUGUCAAGCAACUUGAAAAAACACUAGAAGAAAACAAAUGUGAAAAAACUGAAAUAAUAAAUCGGCUGACAAAGAGUCUAGAAGAAAGUCAAAAGCAAUGUGCAAACCUCUUGCAAACAGGCUCGAUACAGGAGACAAACCAGUUACGGCUUCAAUUGCAACAAGCUCAGUCAGCACACAUGAUAAGCAAUAACAUGAACAAGGCUUUGCAGGAAGAAUUAAUGGAACUGAAGGAAGAAAUUAUGUUGUAUGAAUCUGCUGCCAAGCUUGGAGUAUUUCUCAAUGAGGCAGGUGGAGAGCUGAGUGAGUCUUAUGUAGAUCUGGGAAUUAAACAAUUCAACUGGAAAAAGUCAAGAUUUUGCAGUGCAAUAAAAAAUAGAGACCCGGACAAAGAACUUUCUAAAGAUGAAGUUAUCGUAGAAUUAAAAGCUGAACUGGAACGCUCAUUGAGCAGCAAUAAAACGAAGAGAAACCAGAUUACUCAAUUGCAAAAUGAUCUUCAAGAUUGCCAGAAAGCAUUAGAAGAAUGCAAGCAGCUGCUGAAAGCAGAAAAAGCAUCAAAAGCCUUAGAGCCUGUGAAAAAUCCGAAUGAUACUUCAGUGGCUAGUUCACCUGUUUCUGAUAAUCUUAAGGAAGAAGUUCUGAGACUCAGAAAGGCUAAUGAAACUUUGAUGCAAGAAGUUCAGAACCAUAUUGUGGCUAUUGAAGAACUGAAAUCAAAUGAGGAAAAACUGAAAAAUUCGAAUCAAGAUCUCUGUUCUCAGAUGAGACAAAUGGUUCAAGAUUUUGAUGAGGAUAAACAAGAAGCAAUUGACAGGUGUGAAAGAAUGUAUCAGCAACAUCAUGAGGAUACAAAAGCCCAGAUGGAGAAAGACCUUACAGAGAAACAUGCUGAAGAAAAACAGCAGCUUAUUCAAGCUUAUGAAGAGACAAUAUCACAGUUUAAGGCUGAUAUAGAAGAGCUAAACAGGGAGGUGACUGCAGUGAAGGAAUGUUAUAUAUCAGUCUGUGGUGAGAAGGACACCUUGGAAGCUACUUUAAAGCAGAAAUUUGAGGAAGAGCAGCAGCUGAAAGAAGACAAGCUUAAAAAGCAACUACUAGAAGAGAGGGAAGAUGCWCUUCACCACCAGAGGAUUGAGCUUGAAGAGAAGUACAAUACUUCUAUCAUAGCAGCAAAGAACCAAUGGCUGAAAGAAAAAGAAUUUUAUAUCAAACAGCAGGUUGAAAAGGAAGUUGCAUUAGCUAAAAUCCACUGGGAGAAGGAAGAGAAGGAGAAAAAAGAACAAGUCAUUGCAAAAAUAGGAAGAGAACAGCAAAGUAGACUGGAAGAAACAAGAAGAAUUCUAGUUGAAUAUAAUGACUGCAGCACCCAAACUAAUCAAAUAACAGUUGUGGAUGAAACCUCAUCUAAAGACUUAGCAAGGAUUGUUGAGGACCAGAAGCKGCAACUCCAGAAGGCACUGAAAGAAAAGACGGCCUCUGAAGAGGCCUUAAAAGAACUUGAAAUAGAACUGGAAAAUAAAUACCGUAAAAAUCUUGCCAGCCAGGUAGAUGCAGCUUUAACUCAAGCUCGUGCUAGGUGGCUCCAAGAAUUAACAGACCUCAAAGAGUAUAAAAUAAAUCUAAAGGCAGAACAGGAAAAAUGGGAAAGGGACCAUGCAGAGACUGCAGCAAAGCAGUUAGCUCUAGUUCUCUCAGCUGCUGAAGAGAAAUGGAAGAAAGAAUUUGAGAAUGCAGAAAAAUCUGGACCAAGGGUGAAAGAACUUGAAGAAAAGGUCCUUUCUCUCAGAAAGGAAUUGGAGUUAAAGAAAGAAGAAAUCCCUGCCACUAUCAAAGCAGAAGUAGCAAAAGCUCGUGCUCAGUGGAACAAAGAAAAGCAAGAAGAAAUCCUUCAGAUUCAAGAGCAGAAUGAAAGAGACUACCGUUCAUUUUUAGAUGAUCAUAGAAACAAAAUUAAAGAGGUGCUUGCAACAGCGAAGGAAGAUCUUGUAAAGCAGAAAAAUGACCUAUCUAUUCAGAAAGAGGCAGAAAUAAAGAUGUUACUAGACCAAAAGCAGCGAGAAUGGGAGGCUCAGCUGACAAAGAGACUCCAGAAUGAAAUUAAUCAGUAUGAGGAGAGGACAUUGUUUGAGCUGGAGGGUUUGUUAAGAGAAAUCCACGAAGAACUAGUCAACUGCACAAAUAAUGAGCCGUCUUGGAAGGAUAAGUGUUUCACCACUCCUUCUGAAUCAAAACAUCAAUAUAAAGAGAAACUAAAGGCUUGCUUACAGAAGGCUUACAGAAGCACAGUUUACGUAGUUCUAGCAAAGACUGAGCAAGAAUGGAAAGAGAAAUAUGAGGAACUGCUGACCAAGGUAAAUGAAAAAACGUACUGCUGUGUAAAAAGCGAUGAAGGAGAAACUGGAGAAAUGGCAAGACCUCCUGUAUACAGWGUUGGACACCAAGCAGAAAAACAAAGAAUGCCAAGACAGCCACCUUUGCAAGAAACUGAAACGGAUAAAGAUGAGAAAUGUAAGAAAAGGAACCUUUGGUCUCAUGAAGAUUUUUGCUCUGAAUGCUGCUGCCAAGAGCUUGAAAAAAAGGAGACUCUGUGCCAAGAUUUGAAAAGAAAGUUGGAGAAAGCCUGCAAACAUCUUCAAUUUGCUGUAAGGGAGCACAAAGCCAAGGCAGAGCAAAUCCAAGAAAAUCAGAAGACUUUAGAGGCUCUAAUUGCAGAAAACACUGAGAUGAAGGCUAAACUAAAAGACCUGAGAACACCACCAAGGUCACUGUCAGAGGGAGUCAUCUCAAAACCCUGUACAUCCUGUGACAGUGUAAAAGGACUGGAGGAGAUGCGUGUUCAGUACAUUAAAGCUGUGAGCAAGAUUAAGAGUGAUAUGCUUUGUUAUAUCCGUGAAAGUAAGGAGAGAGCAGCUGAAAUGAUUAAAGCAGAGGUUUUAAGAGAACGUCAAGAGACUGCUCGGAAAAUGCGCAAAUACUAUCUGACCUGCCUUCAGCAGCUUCUUACUGAUAAUGGGAAGCAGGAAGGAGCUGAAAAAAAAAUCAUGAACGCUGCCAGCAAGCUUGCUACAAUGGCUAAAGUCCUUGAAACGCCUGUUCGACACAUACCCCAAAGCAAAACUACCCGCUCAGCUCUACUAUUAAAUUCUGAUCUGCCAACUGGAGUUGACCACUCAAACAGAGAUUUGACACUUCAAACUGGGCCAAACCUUAUGGAAAGCAAAUCAUGUGCUGAAAAUAUUACCCAAAAAGCUAAUGAUAAAGUUGUACGGAAAUGUGUGCCGCAUGACUUGAGACAGCACUUUGAUACAAGACAGACUGAAACACAGUAUGUGCUUCAUAAAGGAGGGUCUUUAAGUAUCCAGAAUGGGAAUAAUUGUAAGAGCUUACAUGACGCCUCAAGAGAUGCCCUAUCAGAGCUUUAUCCAAAUGAAGGUGGAAAAAGAGAAAAAWUUGGCCCCGUCCUAAAUGCAGACAGAAGAUUGUUGUGUGCAGCUAGUGAGAGAGCACAUCAAAAUACCCCUUCAUCUGCUUCUCAGGUGAAGUUGGGAACUGUGCAUGCAACCAGCUGCGUGAAUGGUCUUGCUGUAUCUGGGCCAAUUCACUGCAUUCUAGAGAGCCAGAACGAAAGAACAGUCUUGAAAGAUGAUAAAURUAACCAGCCAUUUGGAAACCUCAAGACCCCAACUGAAAUAUCCCAGGAUUUUGAUGUUCAAGAAACUCCAGAAAGAGAUGAAGGAAGCUGCAGUGAAUGGAGUUCUGUGAAUGGAAGUCUGCACCUGGAUAGUGCCAAUAUGUCUCUAUUGUUCUCUGAACAAAAACCUGUUGCUAAUGACCAAGCACAGGUAGCUUCCUGUGAAGAGUUUGCUCAUAUCAAGUCACUUCCCUCUGCAGAUGAAAAUGUUGGAGGUGCUUCUUGGAGAGAACUUACUAAUGACAAGAUUCUUGGCGCACAAGACAGCGCAAAAGUUUACUGUAAAGACCAUCUGAAAGCAAAUGUCGAGCAUACUUCAUUCCCAAACUUUGACAAAUCAAAACCUGCUGUUGCACAACUGAGUGCAUCACCAAAUUCAAAUGCUGGAAAAUGCUACAACCAGUACUUGAAAAAAAUGAUGCGGGAUCCCCAAUCUUUUCAGGAAGAUAGUGGUUUUGAUAGCCCCCUWUCUAACUUAAACUGACAACAGAAUUCCUCACUUUGGGAAUGGGUGGGUGUGGAGUGAAAUCAUAUAUUUAAAUAAAAGCUUGAGGAUGGGGAAAAUCUGGUUAAUGUUACACAUUUUCAGGUUGUUACCUAAAGAAAUGCUGUCAAGUUAAUAUUAAUGCAGACUUUUGUUUACCUUUGUCUUGACUUUUGUAGCUGUUUGUGUAUUAUAUGUCUAUUAAAUAGAAUCUAUUUUUAUAWUUUGUUUAGCUUGCAGUGCAAUGUUUAUUUAUAUAAAACAAAGCUACUGUCAUUUGUGAUAAUCUUUUUAAAGUGGUUAUGAAAACUCCAAAGCUCAGCACAUGCAAGAUGUUUUAGAGUUUGUAUGAAAUAACCGUUUCAAUUGACUUUUCCAUUUUGAAAGAMCCCCUGCCUUUUAAGUCUCUGUGCAUGCCUAUAAUAAAA